This is a messenger RNA of Protobothrops mucrosquamatus (brown spotted pit viper), 596 nucleotides long. RefSeq names its product alpha-L-iduronidase. The annotation marks the transcript as partial. Gene Ontology annotation, molecular function: L-iduronidase activity. The record is from RefSeq and is a predicted model, not a curated record. The transcript has 4 exons. Lineage: Eukaryota; Metazoa; Chordata; Lepidosauria; Squamata; Viperidae.
GACCCUGUGGUGAAAGGACCAUUUCCAUUACCUGCAAAAGACCAUUUAAGGCUGAAGCAAGAACUUCCAAUUCCAGCUGUUUUCCUCCUUCAUAUUUGUGCAAAGCCCCUCUCUGCUCCCAAUCAGGUGAACGGCAUUCGUUUCAUUGGUCUCAUGAGGGGACAGGUUCUGAUAACAUGGGAUGACAGCUGUGUGAAUUCAAAAUGUUUGAAAAAAUUUGAAGUGAUGUUUUCAGUGGAUGGGAAAGAGUAUCACCAAAUCAGUGUCAAGGACAAUAUAUUUACAAUGUUAAUCUACAGCCCAGGAACAACAGUCGUGGGUUAUUACAAAGUCCGUGCUGUGGAUUACUGGGACAGGCCAGGUCCGUUUUCUGUGCCUAUGUUUUACAGAGAACCAUCUUAAAAAGAAGAAGAAAAUCUUCAUCAGAAGUUAUAUAAUUAAAAAUGCAAGUUGCAGUUCGCUUUUCAUUACAGGCAAACCAUAACCCUUAAAAGGAUGGUUUUGUUGUUCUUACCAAAAUCUUCUCUUUUCAUUGGUUUAGCCUUCUAUAUUCUUCCUCCACCAAUAAUAUGGAAAGACUCUUCUUUUCCAGAUCA